CUUCUUUCUUUCAGAUAGAUUCACUUCUGUCUCCCCUUCACAGCCAAGAUGUUCGCUGCUCGCCAGUCUUUCAACCUCCUCCAGAAGCGUGGCUUCUCCGCUUCUGCCAGCCAGGCCUCCAAGGUUGCCGUCCUCGGUGCCGCUGGUGGCAUUGGCCAGCCCCUGUCCCUGCUCAUGAAGCUCAACCCCCUUGUUUCUGAGCUCGCUCUUUACGAUAUCCGCGGUGGACCUGGUGUCGCUGCCGAUCUGAGCCACAUCAACACCAACAGCACCGUCACUGGCUACGACCCUACCCCCUCUGGCCUCCGCGAUGCUCUUAAGGGCUCUGAGAUCAUCCUCAUCCCUGCCGGUGUUCCCCGCAAGCCCGGCAUGACCCGUGAUGACCUCUUCAACACCAACGCCUCCAUCGUCCGCGACCUCGCCAAGGCCGCUGCUGAGGCUUCCCCCGAGGCUAACAUCCUCGUCAUCUCCAACCCCGUCAACUCCACCGUCCCCAUCGUCUCCGAGGUCUUCAAGGCCCGUGGCGUCUACAACCCCAAGCGCCUCUUCGGUGUCACCACCCUUGACGUCGUCCGUGCCUCCCGCUUCAUCUCCCAGGUCCAGGGCACCAACCCCGCCAACGAGGCCGUCACCGUCAUUGGUGGCCACUCCGGUGUGACCAUCGUUCCCCUCCUCUCCCAGUCCAACCACCCCAGCAUCGAGGGUACUACCCGUGACGAGCUGGUCAACCGCAUCCAGUUCGGUGGUGACGAGGUCGUCAAGGCCAAGGACGGUGCCGGUUCCGCCACCCUCUCCAUGGCCAUGGCUGGUGCUCGCUUCGCCGAGUCCCUCCUCAAGGCCGCUAAGGGCGAGAAGGGCAUCGUUGAGCCCACUUUCGUCGACAGCCCUCUCUUCAAGGACCAGGGUGUUGACUUCUUCGCCUCCAAGGUCGAGCUCGGCCCCAACGGUGUUGAGAAGAUCCACGAGGUCGGUGCCGUCAACGAGUACGAGCAGAAGCUCAUCGAGACCGCUCUCGGUGACCUCAAGAAGAACAUCCAGAAGGGUAUUGACUUCGUCAAGGCCAACCCUUAAAUGGAUUGCUUCCAACCCUCUGCAGCCGCCUUCCUCCAUGUAUAACAGUCUUGUGUAAUUUGCCAUACCCCUAUGCACUUUCCCAUCUCGCAUUGGCUUUUAUCUCGGAGGAAUGCAGCUGUGG
Molecule: messenger RNA, 1195 nt
Organism: Aspergillus ibericus CBS 121593
Lineage: Eukaryota; Fungi; Ascomycota; Eurotiomycetes; Eurotiales; Aspergillaceae
Product: malate dehydrogenase
Exons: 5
Coding region: 49-1071 (340 amino acids)
Biological process (GO): malate metabolic process; tricarboxylic acid cycle
Cellular component (GO): mitochondrion; cytoplasm
Molecular function (GO): L-malate dehydrogenase (NAD+) activity
Source: RefSeq, a predicted model, not a curated record